This is a messenger RNA of Postia placenta MAD-698-R-SB12, 204 nucleotides long. RefSeq lists its product as hypothetical. The transcript has a single exon. NCBI's taxonomy places the organism in Eukaryota, Fungi, Basidiomycota, Agaricomycetes, Polyporales, Adustoporiaceae. Bases 1 to 204 code for a protein of 67 amino acids. The record is from RefSeq and is a predicted model, not a curated record.
AUGUACGCCUUCUGCACACACGCCCUAUGCGCAGUUCAGCUCUUGCAGAGUUGCUGCGAACAAUAUAAGUGUGGAUAUCUACCACAGCGCUCGCUCAGUAGCGCGGCUUACACUCGGCUUGCCGAACCCGCUGAUGCAUGCGUCUUGCGCUCUACACUGUUGAAACGUGCCAGUGACCACACAGCAGACCCUAGCCAGAAGUAA